Molecule: messenger RNA, 1120 nt
Organism: Haliaeetus leucocephalus (bald eagle)
Lineage: Eukaryota; Metazoa; Chordata; Aves; Accipitriformes; Accipitridae
Gene: ST3GAL4
Product: ST3 beta-galactoside alpha-2,3-sialyltransferase 4
Exons: 11
Coding region: 88-1095 (335 amino acids)
Biological process (GO): glycolipid biosynthetic process
Molecular function (GO): sialyltransferase activity
Source: RefSeq, a predicted model, not a curated record
CCCGCCGAGCUCCUGCCUGCUCUGCCUGGACUGAGAGGACGGACCGUGACCAGCGGCAGCCGCGAUGAGAGCUCCGGCCCUCGCCUGAUGCCUCUCCUGCUGAUAAAAAUGAUCAACAAGUCUCGAGGGAAGAUACUCGGGGUGCUGGCGCUGUUUCUGGUGAUGGUUUGGUACUCGAUCUACCGGGAAGACAGCUUUUAUUUCCCCGUGCAAGAAAACAAGACUAUGUGUCCCCUCGGGGAGGUGGAAAAGAAAGCGGCGCAGCUUAUCGGGAACUACACGAGGGACCACCCGCUCUUCUUGCAGCUGAAGGACUAUUUUUGGGUGAAGACGCCAUCGCUCUACGAGCUACCCUACGGCACGAAAGGAAGCGAAGACGUCCUCCUGCGCUUGCUGUCGAUCACCCACUACUCGCUGCCCAAGAGCAUCCAGAGCCUGAAGUGCCGGAGGUGCGCAGUGGUGGGCAACGGCCACCGGCUCCGCAACAGCUCCAUGGGAGAGACCAUCAACACGUACGACAUUGUGAUCAGGUUGAACAACGCCCCGGUCCACGGUUACGAGCAGGAUGUGGGCUCCAAGACCACCAUGCGCCUCUUCUACCCGGAGUCGGCCCACUUCAACCCCAGGACGGAGAACAACCCCGACACGUUGCUGGUGCUGGUGCCCUUCAAACCCAUGGACUUCCAGUGGAUGGAGGCCAUCCUCAAUGACAAGAAGAGGGUUCGGAAAGGGUUUUGGAGACAGCCCCCAUUGAUCUGGGAUGCCAACCCGGAGCGAGUGCGCAUCCUCAACCCUUAUUACAUGGAAGUAACUGCUGCUAAACUGCUCAACCUCCCCAUGAAGCAACCACGGAAGGUCAAACAGAAGCCCACCACGGGGUUGUUGGCCAUCACCUUGGCGCUGCACUUCUGUGACCUGGUCCACAUCGCAGGCUUUGGCUACCCCGAUUCGGCCAACAAGAAGCAGACCAUUCACUACUACGAACAGAUCACGCUCAAGUCCAUGGCAGCGUCGGAGCACAACGUCUCGCACGAGGCGGUGGCCAUCAAGCGGAUGCUGGAGCUGGGUCUCGUCAAGAACCUCACCUACUUCUGAGGACGUGGGGGCCGCGCAGGGACAC